CCCGACAAUUCUCAAUAUGUUUCAUAUCUGCCACUAUCAUCUUGCUUGAUGAGCUCACGUCUCAGCGAGACAAACUAGACCGCGAGCUGCUGCUGUGCCGUCGCAAUCGCUUGACAACAACUUACAACGUGGUUCAAUAACAAAAUGGCAGGACGGCCACCUGCUUACGGCCCUGUUCGGCGGGCGUUCGGCAAGGUCUAUGACCUUCUUAUGAGGAAGGAGAAAGUGGGCGAGGACGCGCUGGGAAACGUCUACUAUAGGUGGUACGAGGGCAGCGGCGAGCAUCGCACGGAGCGGCGCGAGGUGCAGUGGGUGUCCGAACACAUGUACUAUGACCCCAAGGAAGUGCCAGCUGAGUGGCGCAUGUGGCUGCGGCGACUGCGGCAGGACCCGCCCACCCCCGAGGAGCUGGUGCAGAGCGCGGCCAAGGCGGCGACCCUGUCGGCCAGAGUGGCGGCGCUGGAGGAGGCGGAGCGGCUGCGGCGGCUGCGGCAGCAGACUGUGGGCACACCGGACCAGCACGCGGGUGCGACCCCCGAUAUGGCGCGGUUCCUGCAGCAGAUGGGCGGCUCCUCGCAACCCCAGCCCCAGCAGCAGCAGCAACAAGCGCCAGCACAACCUCAGGGCCAGGGCCAGGCGGCAAAGGCGGGAGGGGAGCCGUUUAAGCCAGAGGCGUGGCGGCCAGGGUCGUAGGGUGGCGGCUCCGCCUCGAGCGUUUCCAUGCGGCGCCGUACAGGAGUUUCAGUGGGAGACGGCAGCUGCGCGAGUGGGAGCUGGUAGUUGUACGGCAGCCCGGCGCGUAAGCUACCUGACUGUAGUAAUGCGCACGGGCAGUUGGCGCUAGUCGGAAGGCGCGCGAGUGGGAGUGGGUAGUUGAGCGCGCACGCGUGUGGGAAGCUGCGUCUGAGCAUGGUGGAGCCCGGCUGAGACUGGCGGUUGGCGCGGCGCGCGAGUGGGAGUGCAUAGUCGUGCACGCGCCGUCUGGGAAGCUGCGUGUGUGAGCUGCGUGUAAACUCAGAGAGCCGCAUGGGGCUGACCCGGUUUCCAUACGCUGCCUCUAAGCGCACACGGUUUCACACGACUGACACUGGGACCAUCGCCGCCCCACGUCGCUUUGGUUUGGGAGCUGACUGGGACGGACUGGGAAGCUGCGUGACCAUGGAGUGCAAUGCGAAGCGAAGUCCCAGAGGGCGGAGAGACCCGACCCAACCAAGCCUGAUACGAACGAGUGUGAUUGUUGGGAAGCUGCGUGUGCGCUGGUGGGACUCGCUGGAUAGUCGCUGGGGGGCACGCGCGGGCGGGGCACAGGGGCGGCUGGCGAAAUCCAAGGGUAACUUCCUUAAAACUCACUUCAAAUUCACGGAAAACUCGCGCAAGACUGGGGUGAAACCGAGAAGUGGCCAUUCUUGCGGGCCUGUAGCGCGCGCGACCAGGGGAGGGGGGUAUGCAACUCGGCCUGGAUCCAGCCCGGGCUGCAUGGGACCCGGCCAAAAGGUGUUCGGACCCCCCAGCGCCUGCUCCUGAGACUUAAUUAUUGUAACCUGGACAAGUG
Chlamydomonas reinhardtii is the source of this 1552-nucleotide messenger RNA. RefSeq lists its product as uncharacterized. Lineage: Eukaryota; Viridiplantae; Chlorophyta; Chlorophyceae; Chlamydomonadales; Chlamydomonadaceae. Gene Ontology annotation, cellular component: membrane. Gene Ontology annotation, biological process: mitochondrial respiratory chain complex I assembly. The coding region runs from base 145 to 693 and encodes 182 amino acids. The transcript is spliced from 6 exons. The record is from RefSeq and is a predicted model, not a curated record.